UAAUUUAAUGCUUUAAAAAAUGAAAAUAUUCUACAUUCAGAGAAAAUGAGAUUUUUCUCCCGGUGUCAUCUUCUUUUUUGGAAAGCUUUUCUAAUGCGAAGAAACACUGUAUUUUUUACAAUACUUGAACUAAUUAUUCCGAUCACUUUGACAUUACAAAUUCAACUCAUUUCCGAUCCUCUAGCCAUUAACAAUCGCACUGUAAAACAUCACACUCAAAAAAUGAUUGAUAAUUAUUUUCCUAAAAAUGCAGACUGUUGGUAUACUCCAAAAAAUAGUUUUACUGAUAAAUUAAUGUCAAAAGUUUCUCAAAAAUUGGAAAUUCCAGUUUCUUCCGAAAUUAAUGAAAAAAAAUUGAUUACACGACACAUUACAAAAAAUAGAACAAGCAAUAUUUUUUGGAUAAUAUUUCAAUCAACUGAUAAUCAACUGCCAAAACUUUUGGAGUACACGAUUCGUUCUUCAGAAAUUGGAAAAAUUCAGAUAAUUGAUAUGAAAGAUGAAUAUCCUAUGGACGUAGAUCCUUAUCUACAAAGUGGAUUUCUUAGUUUACAAUCAGCAAUAGAGUUUGAAUUUCUAAAACUAUGGAAAAAUUCAGAAAUUAAAGAUAUCGGUAUGGUAAUAGAACGAUUUCCACUUUAUAAAAACAAUAAUUCAACAUUUUCACCAAUAAAUAGAUCUAAUGUCAGUAUAAUUUACUAUAUGUCAAUUAUUGCUUUUAUAUUUCUGCCUCUAUCAACUUUAACAACAUUGAUUCAAGAGAAAGAAAAUGGUUUUACAGAUCUACUGAGAAUUUCCGAUAUUAACAAUUAUUUUCUAUAUUUUGGAUGGUUAAUUUAUCUCUGUAUAACUGCGGUACCCGUGACAAUAAUUUGUACAUUUCUUCUUUAUCCGAUUUAUUCUAAAUACAAUAAUCCAAUAGAAAUAGGAAUAUUUUUAAUUUUUCACAUUCUACUGAUGUCAACUUUUAUGUUUGCAAUUGGAACAUUCUUCACGAAUACGACGAAAGCUGUGCUUACUUGUUUACUCUGUUGGAUAUUCAUGGCUCGAAUAACAAUGGAAUUUGACCAAUUUUUCAAAAAUCAAUCAUUUGAAAUUAAAAUAUUGUCACUUCUUUUACCUCACAAUGGUUUACUUUACGGAAUCACUGCUUUGACUUCAAAAAUUGAUAUUGGCAAGUUUCACUAA
Leptopilina boulardi is the source of this 1188-nucleotide messenger RNA. RefSeq lists its product as uncharacterized. The record is from RefSeq and is a predicted model, not a curated record. Bases 46 to 1188 code for a protein of 380 amino acids. Gene Ontology annotation, biological process: transmembrane transport; lipid transport. Gene Ontology annotation, molecular function: ABC-type transporter activity; lipid carrier activity. Gene Ontology annotation, cellular component: membrane; intracellular membrane-bounded organelle. The transcript is spliced from 7 exons. Lineage: Eukaryota; Metazoa; Arthropoda; Insecta; Hymenoptera; Figitidae.